AAAACUAAAAUUAAACAUAUUUUAUCGAUGACGUGAGCUUCAUAGAUAUAUUAUUGACAGCUCUUUUUUCAAUAGUGUGAAUGAUCAAAAGUUCAAGUUACUCAUUGUCGAGGGGUCGCAUAUUUUUUAACAUACGAAUUUUGUUAUGUUUUGUGAACGGAAUUUUAUUUUAAUCUACCAAAUUCGCAGAUGAGGGAUACGAGUCCAGUAAUUGCUCAGAAAUCAAAGCCAAGUUUAGAAAUUUAUCGUCCUCCAGGUGGAAGAUUAGAAAGACUCAUAACGGCGAGCCAACCGUUGAAUGUUCAUGCUAAAGAAUUUACAAUGAAGCACAACGAAAUUCACAAUAAUAAACCUAUGACAAACUGUGUUGACUCUCGAUCGUCGUAUUAUCUCCAGCAGAGUAAAUCCAGUGGGAAUAUACAUAGAUAUUUGUAUGCCCAGCAACAAUUACAGCCGUUGCCGUAUCAACAUCCCAGUCACAAUGUCGUCAAUUAUCAUGGUCCAUUAGUACGCCACUCUCAUGUACUCAAUACUUCAGCUUCCAGUGGAAAUAUACUUCACAUAAGUAAUCAAAAUCGUGUUCACUUUAAUGUUGAACCAAAAUCACAACAUUCAUCAUCAAAACCGGGAAAAUUAACCAAAUCUUUAUCAUUUGUAUCUUCUUAUGGAUUAAAGCGAUCCAAAAGUUUUAACAACGAUGUUUUAGUAUCAAAAGCUAACAAUAUAUCUGAUAUAGCAGCUUUAGGAAAAUUUCCUACUGCUAUUCAAGAUGUAUUAAUCAAAGCUAUUGAAGAUCCAAAUGUUCUGAAUUCUCGUUCAUUAAUGGAACUAGUUAGACAUAUUCUUACGAGAGUUGUAGAACACAAUCGAUAUGCUGAACAUGCAGCGAAAAUUUGUAUCAAAAUUAUUGAGAAAGAAACCAAAGAAACUUUUCUUGAAUCUUUGUUAAAUACUUGUCAACAGUGGUAUCAGGAUCAUACAAAAUCCUUACAAGAUAUUACAGUUUGUCAUCGCUUCUCAGCAUUCAUGACAUUCCUUAAUGAAAUGUAUUGCCAGUUAAAACGACGUCAGUUGCAAUUAAAAACACAGCACGAAGGCGUUCCUCCAGGUCGAGUUCUUUUAACAUUACUUUGGAAAUGUUGUUUGGAUUGUUUGCAACCAUCAUUUAUAAAUUCUCUUCCAGAGAUGGAGAGUUUAUUUUAUAUACUUACAUGUGUGGGGAAAGAUCUAGAUGUUGAGUUACCAAUUCAACUCGAACAACUUUUAGCGAAUGUUCGUGACACUUUUCUUGUCGAAAAUUCAACUCUUCCAUCAGUGAGAAAAAUUCUUUUGCAAAUAAUUGAACUUCAUGCAGCCCAUUGGCAACUUCCAGCUUCAGCUCUCGUUUAUUACUAUUCAAGUUCUUCAAAGUCAUAACGAUUAUGUAUUCUUAUACAACAUUUUUGCAAUAAUAACUCGGUUCUUUGCAUCUUUGUAU
Chelonus insularis is the source of this 1477-nucleotide messenger RNA. RefSeq lists its product as uncharacterized. The transcript is spliced from 8 exons. NCBI's taxonomy places the organism in Eukaryota, Metazoa, Arthropoda, Insecta, Hymenoptera, Braconidae. Gene Ontology annotation, biological process: regulation of translational initiation. The coding region runs from base 190 to 1416 and encodes 408 amino acids. The record is from RefSeq and is a predicted model, not a curated record. Gene Ontology annotation, cellular component: cytosol. Gene Ontology annotation, molecular function: RNA binding; translation activator activity; protein binding.